Molecule: messenger RNA, 9372 nt
Organism: Penaeus chinensis
Lineage: Eukaryota; Metazoa; Arthropoda; Malacostraca; Decapoda; Penaeidae
Gene: sp3
Product: phosphatidylinositide phosphatase SAC2-like
Exons: 21
Coding region: 16-3591 (1191 amino acids)
Biological process (GO): regulation of endocytic recycling; phosphatidylinositol dephosphorylation
Cellular component (GO): early endosome; clathrin-coated endocytic vesicle
Molecular function (GO): phosphatidylinositol-4-phosphate phosphatase activity
Source: RefSeq, a predicted model, not a curated record
GUAACUGCGUCCUCCAUGAGAGGGGAGUGGACAGAAUGGCCGUGGAGGAUCGAUGUGUCAAAUAACCACCCAUGUGCCGCAAUUGUCCGGUUGCACGUGUUGCAGAGAGCAAUGGAGGUGUUGCAAACUGACAAAUACUACAUCUUCAACAGGGGUCAAGAUUCCCUCUGGUGUGACAGGAGGACGGGCCAUUUCCAAGCCAAAACAUGUUGGGAUCUUGCAAGUGCCGAAAAUCCAACAUGUCUUGGAGUAAUCCACCUUCUCCUCGGCAAGCUACAAAUCCAUCCGGAUUUAUCGCCACGACUGGUGCUAGUGUCAGGGGUACGAGAAGUUGGUAGCUUGGCUGAGGGUCAACGUGUGUGGUGCAUUACACGUGUUGUUUUCCUGCCGCUGAAUACGCCUCCUGAUGCUGACUUCAGUAUACUUCCUUGCAAAAAACAUGCCAACCAUCCAUCCAGUGCCAGCGGAGAGAAAAAGCUUGGGUUACCAUUUGGAGACUUACAACAGAAGGUGGCUCUUUCAAAGACAUUUGGGACAAUUCGGAGUGUCACAUCGACAAUAAAAAGUGCAACUGUUAAUGCGGCAGCAACAGCAACUGGACAGAGCAAAGUGCGGCGUGAUGGAAGAGACAGAGACAGAUAUGAACGCAGAGUUUUAGACGAGUUAAGCAAGAUGUUCAAUGACUCUGACUCCUUCUAUUUCUCGUCAGAGGCAGAUUUAACGAGUUCAUUGCAACGACAGAGUUUAUCUUCCUAUGACAAGAGUUUGCCACUCUGGCGCAGAGCUAAUGAUAAUUAUUUUUGGAACAGGCAUCUGCUUAUAGAUCUGAUUAGUCAAGAGGGAUCAAGUUUUGACGUCUGGAUUGUUCCGGUAAUACAGGGUUUUGUGCAGAUAGAGGCAGUACCUCUAGAUGCCCCAAUAUCUUCACCAGAUGAUUCAGUAGAUAAGGAUCGUGAUCACUAUACCUUAACCUUAAUAUCACGGAGAAGUCGUUACCGUGCGGGAACCAGGUAUAAAAGGCGAGGAGUGGACGAAGAAGGUUAUGUAGCCAAUUACGUGGAGACGGAACAGAUAGUGUCCUACUCCCAUCACAGAGUGGCAUUUGUUCAGGUUCGAGGAUCUGUGCCUGUCUAUUGGAGUCAGCCGGGUUAUAAAUACCGCCCACCUCCAAGAUUGGAUCGAGACACUGCUGAAACAAGCUUAGCAUUUAAGAAGCAUUUUGAGAGAGAAGUAUCCCACUAUGACCAUGUCUCAUGCAUUAGUCUAGUGGAGCAGACAGGGAAAGAGAAAGUCAUUUCGGAUGCCUACCUGAAUCACAUCUUCAUGCUCGACUCAUCUGACCUCACCUUUGUCACCUUUGACUUCCAUGAAUACUGCCGUGGAAUGCGUUAUGAGAAUGUGUCUGUCCUGAUUGAAGGCUUAGAAGAUUGUAUUUCAAAAAUGCUUUACUGCUGGGUAGACAAGGAAGGCACAAUCUGCCGUCAGAGUGGUGUCUUUAGGGUUAACUGCAUUGAUUGCCUUGAUCGAACAAAUGUUGUUCAGACUGCCAUUGCCAAAUCCGUUUUAGAGGGCCAGUUUGUCAAGCUGGGUAUGAUCCCCCCAGAGCAUCCACUGCCAACUGCUUGCCGUUCCACGCUCCAGAUUAUGUGGGCCAACAAUGGUGACACUAUUAGUAAACAGUAUGCAGGAACUUCGGCUCUGAAGGGAGACUUUACUCGCACUGGAGAACGUCGAUUUGCCGGAAUGAUGAAGGACGGAAUGAACUCGGCAAAUAGAUACUAUAGGAAUCACUUCCUUGACGCUUACCGUCAAGUAGCCAUUGAUGUAAUGCUGGGCUUGGAACUCUCUGAGGAUCAGUGGCAAGAAAUCAAUUAUGUCGAGACUUUGCUCAAUGUUGCAAGUGCCUUAAUGCCAAUUGGUCCACCCUCUUACAUGGCUGAAAUCGCCCCGGGCAACGAGAAAUACCUAGCAAGUGCCCUCUAUUCUUUGUCCAGAUAUUACAUGAACAGGUUUAAGGAUGCCUAUCGUCAAGCCACGAUUGACCACUUACUAGGAAACCCAAUCAGGGAGGAUAUGAUCACGUUCAACCCUGAGCUUGCUGGCGAGGAAGAGGAGUCCUCCAUGACUCCUGAGCAUGUCAAGCAUGUCAUUGAUGACUGUAAAAAGUUGCUAGUGCCAGAUGCGGAAACGAUCCUGGGAGCUUGGGGACUCAUUGAUGCUGACCCAUCCACUGGAGAUCCGGACCAAACUGACAUGGACAUCAUUCUGGUGUUGACAAGAGACUCAUAUUAUGUUGCUCAGUAUGAUGAGGAAACGGACCAGAUCCUGCGUUACGAGCGUGUGUCUUUGAUAGACUUGGAGAAGAUAGAGAUGGGACCAUACACAUGCCAAGGCAUGUUCAAACAGUCGCGACCCCAUCAAUGUGUCCGUUUCAACUACCUGGUGGAAGGUCAGAGUGGGUACUUACACACUUUUCGCUCCAUGAACAUCCGUUUCUUCAACAACAUGGCCAUCACUAUCAAAUCUGAGGAGGAAAUGAUUGAAUCUGUCAAAGCCAUUGGGGAAACAUUUGAGGUGGCUGUGCAAAUGAUUGGCUGUGACGUUCAGCUGGUCACCGGAAAGAUGGAGAAGAAGAGGAGUCGAGGGCGCAACCAGCUGGCCAAUCUCCUUAAUCCAAUUGCAUCGCUCACUAAAACGUCUCCAGACACUCUCAAGACAGCAGGAACACGUGCAUUUAGCAACAUGACGUCAGGCUUGGCUAAGCUAAACCCAAUGGCCAGUUUACGAAUGAAGAGGGCCAGUCACCCCACAGUUCAUCCAGCUGCGUCAACGUUUUACUUCCAGAAACCAACAGUAUCUGUACAGAAUGGAAGUGACGUGAUGAUACAGAUGGGUGGAAAUGAAACUUACCUGGCAUCUUGUGGUGUUUUGGCCUCUAGCUUGAUGGCCCCACCUUCCCCACCACCACGAUAUCCUUCGCCUCCUAUUGCCAGGUGCCACAGUGACUCUGCCAUCUUGCAUGGCAGCGUCUUAGGGAGAAGCAGCAUCCCUGGCGUUUCAACCAACCGCUCGCCAACCCCUGAGAUUUUGGUGAGUGGGACUGGUGAUAAGAAUAACACACCUGCCAUCACACCCACUUUGGGAGGCCUCUCACCAUCCCUGUUGAUGCAGAGGGUUAGGAAAAUCUCUCAUUCUUCGGAUGAAGUGGACGUACGAGAUGAGAGGGAUGCAGGAGUCUUAAGAGCAUCCUCUGCCACAAACCUGCAGCUACAUCUUCCCUCAAGCCAUUCAGAGGGUCACAUUGGGGGAACGUCCACACAGUCAACAGCCCUAAAUGCAGGGGACCACUCAAACCCUCUCUCACCACUGUCUGCUCUCAACAAAGAAGCAGUGUUGGCUCCUUUCUCUGUGCUGGCAAGAGGUGUCCAGAGCUUAGCACCAGGAGCAGGACGUCUCGCAAGAGGAAUGCAGAGCAUUGGGGCUAACUUUGAUCCCCGGCGUUUGCGUGCCCAGCGCCAAAGGCAGCUUGAAGAUGAUCCAGUACUGACAGAAAAGAAACAGAACUGUAAAACACAGAUAAUUCAGCUUUAAAAUGACUGCCUUCUGUAGCAUGGCAUGUGUUUUUAAAUUUUAGGUAGCUACCUUUCCCAUUUGAAUAAAUUUAUUAUUGACAACAGGUCAUCCCUGGAGAAAACUGGUAAUCAAAAUUAGACUAAAGUUAGAUUGGUAUUUAGUCAGCUUGUGUUAAAUUGUAAUAGAUUCGUCCAAUUCGAAUUUUUAGAUAAUUUAUACGAUGCUGUUUGUAAAGCUGAUUGGUUACUGUAGUUCCUUGAUAAGAUGGUUCAAUUUACCACAAUUUGUUCUCAGUGACCUUUGUUAAUAAAUUGUUUGAUGAUCAGCAUUUGAACAUUCCAUGAGGAAUAUAUAAUUUGAUCUCACUGAUUAAUAUUGUUUUGCGCACAGUAUUAGUACAUAAGCACUUCCAAUGUUGAGAUUUUGUGUGGAGGUCUUCCAGUUGUUUUUAUUAUUAUUUAUUUAUCUAAUUUAUUUUUAAAUGUGUAAACAUUGUUAAAAUGUCUUUAAAUAUUUUAAUUUAAUCACCGUUUUAGAAUUUGCCUAUAUUUGAUCCCCCAGGAAUCUUAUAGUCUGGCAUUGUAGAAUAGUGCCAUCCUCUUGCUCUGUAAAUAAUGGUUCUAGUUAGUCCUCCCUUAAUUAUAGUAAUGACACCUUAGAAAGAGGUUAUUGGAGUAUUUUAUCAUGUUACUGUUGCUUUUGUGGUAUGAAACACAGGUUUUUGAAACACAAAUAUCACGUGCUCACGGUUGAUUUCCUUCAUUACAUCACCCAUACUCAAUGAAGUUCACAAAUAGUUGGGGCACUCUGUUGGAUUAGCCAACAGUCACUGGUAUUUAUUUGGCAUGAAGCCCAGUGAUGGAUCAGCCCACAUAGAGUAACUCACUCCUGCAGUAAUAAGUGGUGGGUGCAGUUAGCCAUAUUCAUUGUCAAUGAUGUCUAUUCCAUCUUUGGGGAAGUGUAUUACAUGGUAACUUGUCAUGUACUGCAUUCUGUGAUGUUUAUUGUUGAUGCCUCUUGUUCACAUUUUCAGAAAUACUGUGUAUAAUGGCAAACUUUUUAUACCUUGUGAUUAGUUAUGGUAAUUUAAGGAAAGAAAUUAUAAAUUGCUGACAGAAUAAAAAUAUUUUUCUGCGAAGAUAAGAGUAUAUUCAUAUAAAUAGAACAUCUAUAUGCCAUAAUCUGAAGUAAUUUACUUUGUAAAUUGAAGAUAUGUAUAAAAGAAGUGAAAAUAACAGGGUUAGUUGUUCAUUGUAUUUCUCACUGGGUGCCUGUCUGUAACAGUAGCUAAUGAUAAAGUAAAAUUUGAUCAUCACUUGUUUUGACAGUGAAUAUGGCUAAGUGUUGGAAGAAUUACAAUAAGGCAUGGUCAUUAUUAUACCAUGUCAAUGAGAUGUUACUUAUUUAGGUUAUUUACAUCUAAUGCGAUGCUUCAGGGUCCUGUGUACUGUAAGCUAUGGUAGCAAUAGAUUUUUGAAAAUGCUUCAGUUUUUCCUUUCUAGUGGAUAAUGGAUGCAAGUUUAGUCUUGUCGUUUUGUAUUUAUUUUCAGAAGAUUUAUUUAUAUCGUAGUAAAGGAUUUACUUAUAAAUAGCUCUGAUUAAUAUGUUCAUGUAUCUAAUGAUACAUAUCAUUAGUGUAUUUAAAGGUAAAACUGUACUAGCCUGUGAAGUUGUUAACACCUGCCCCCUGCACAGCCAUGAUAGCAGUAACGUAGAUGGACAUAGACUUUUGUGUAUGUGCCGUAGUUUGCACACACCAGAGGUGACAGUAAAUGUGUAGCUUGAAGUUUUCAUCUGUUCGGGAAGACUGAUCGAAGUCUUCUAGGACAGGAAGAAAAUCCUUAGGCAGAGUCUGUUUUAAGAUCAGCAUGUACUGUAUGCAGGACAGAUGGAAGUAAUUAGAGUUUACCAGCAGGUCACUUCAUUUCUUUUUUUCUUUCUGUUCUCCUUGUGCCUGGUAAUGUUUUGAAGUUUUGUCAAAUAUAUCAGUUUACGAAGAUCAUAUAUUAAGGGAGGUAAUGGAACAAUAUAUAUUGGUAUAAGGAUAGUCUGUGUGGAAUUAUACCUGAAGCCUUUGAGAAUUCAGAAGUCUGGAAUCCCAUUAUGUGUAAAGCAGAUUGAUUUCUUGCCUUUAUAAACACAGGUUCUCAGGUGCUAGCACUAUUUGUUUCUUUUGAGAUAAGUUCAUUAUUUGGUGUUAUAUAACUAUGUGGUUUAUGGCUAUAGGUCCAUUGGGCAACUUGAAUGAUUCAAAUUCGAUCAUUCAUGUUGGGUCUUUUAUGUGGCUAAAGGGCAAUAUAGUUAAUAGGAUUUAUUGACUUUGAGGUUUGAAUUUCUUUUAUUUAAUUUUUACUAAUAUUGUUCGUUGUUGUGUUUUUUUCCCUAUCUGUAAUUGUUUUUUCUUUUUUUUUUCUUUUUCUUAGGUCUAUAUCUUUUAUAUCUAAUGUUGGCUCUUUCUUUUUCUUAGGUCUAUCUGUUUUAUAUCUAAUGUUGGCUCUUGAGUGUGAUAAUAUAUGUGAAAUACCUGCUGUCACCUCUAAUUUUAAAGACUUGUACACUUACACUUUCACGUUUAUUCGUCAAAGAAAAAAAAUAAUGGAAUUUUAUUGUGGAGCAAUUAGGACAGUUUUCUCUUGCUUUGCAGCUAAGAUUUUUUCUCCUCCAGGUUUUAUUUACAUACAUUACCUAUGUAAAUAGAGAUGUCCUUUCUGCUUUUAGAGUAAGAUUCUACAUAGUGAUGAAUAGUAUCCUGACUGAUUUUGAGGAAAAAAACUGAGCUGGAAGAAAGAGUGGAAAACAUUUUCAGCUCAAUAUAUUUUUCUAUUACAGUGGCUGAAUUUUAAGGUCAUAUUGAUUGCACUAAGAUGCAGAGAUAUGCAAUACCUCACAAGCAUACCAAUGCACCACUCCCUUGUGUCUGCAUACCCAGUACCUAUAGAAAUGAAAAAAAAAAAAAAUCAAUUAUAUUUAAACAGAAGAAACUUGUUCAAUUUAUGAGUAAGUAAAAUAUACAGAUUUGUAAAAAAAAAUAUAUGUAUAUAUGUUUGGUUGCUCAUCAUAAGUGUACAAAUCUUUUCAAGGCAUACGGCAUGUUGGAGCUUCCAUUGUCAUGUCUGUUGACAAUUAGAGUUUAGUUAGUAAGUUUAUAUGAGUACCUAGAUAGGCAGUUUUAUGUACAGCAUAUACUGUGGCAAUUUUAUAAUAGUGCAAAUAAUAGUUCAUAGGCUUGACUUGCACUUCUGCUUGGACCUUAAAUGUACUGGUUCAUUGUUCAGCAAAACAUUAGAGUAGGCUUAUGACUCAUAGCGAGGAUGAGAUUCCACAACUGCAUCGUACUCGAUAAAUGUUUGCACGUUACUUAGGUGUAAUUUAGGAAGGAAAUUGAAGUAUAGGUUUUAAAGGUAAAUUCCUUAGUGUUGGAUUUGAAAGCUUGAGGAUUGCUGUUGAUUUCUCGUUGUCAGCAUGGAGGAUUUAAUGAGAAAGAGAAAAUUUGGAGACCUAGAUGGAGGUCCUUAGAUAGUGUAGCCAAUUUUCUUGCUAGUUUACACCAAGUAAGUGGAAACUAAUACUUCUUAGUGAGCUGGUUCCCUAUGUAAAAUCCAUGAAUGUUUCUGCUGGAAGAGAAUAAGAUGUGUAAUGACCAUCCACAUAAGAGUCACAUGUAGAGUUAGCUGUCACUAGUACUGUAUGGCAGAAGCCAUGUCUGUUGGGUAGAAUAGUUGGUAAGAAUGGACUUACAUUCUUGCAAGUCUUAGUUAAUAUUAUAGGACCUCAUCACAUAGUGAAGUACUUCAGAGAUAUCACAUCAUUAUAUGAAGUUGGUAAUCAGAAGGUAUUUCUUGGAGAAAUUUGUAGAAAAUAGUGGGUGGAGUACAGACCAUCAUUUAAUCCUAUGGAUGAGAUUAGAGUAGCUCUUAAUGAUAGACAGUUAGUAUGUGUAUUCUCAUUACGGCUGAUUUGAGUAUGAUAGCAUUUAUCACCUUUCACACUCUCCUUGUUAGUUGUAAAUGAUAUGAUGUUCCUUAUUUUAUACUGAGAGAAUAUUAGUGAUGAAAGGUAAUGCAUAAUACAGCUAUUAGGUAUUUGCUUCACUCUUAACAGAGCUUUUUGAUAAUGUAUUUAUUGAGCAUUUAGUCCAGUUGAUGUCAACAUUAGUGUGGACAUGUCACACUGGUGACUACACACUUCAAUAUUAUCAGUAUAUUUGUCACAAGGGUAAAGUCCCUUACCUGAACUGUUGCAGAAGUUUUUUGUUCUGUUACUGUCAUUGUUACUUUGUUGUUUGUACUAGAUGAUUUAAAAAAAAUUAUUACAACUAUUACAGCAGUUCCUUUAUUCGGAACAUUUUUGCUGUUGUUCAUGUGCUAUCACUACUUUGAUCUGAUUCAUUUCCAUGUUUUUGUUAUAGAUUUAUCACCUUUAAUAUUUCUCUGUUAUCUUUACCUGUAAUUUGAGAAGUUAUUCCAAAGGUUGCCACUUCAUGGGCGAAGAAGACCAUAGAAAUGCCCAGUUCUUUGAUUGAAACCUAGAUGUAGGAAAUUGCAUAUGUAUAUGUAAUAAACCAAGACUUAAAGAUAAGCUGUCGGUAGUGUCCAUAUUAACCUGAAAAUUUACAGUAUGGACCGGUGUAUUAUACUCUCUAGUUUAUGUUACAGCUUCAUUAGGGGUUAUGAGUGCUUAGUAAGUCAUUGAUGUCAUACAUUAUAUAGCACCAGGGAGGGUGACAAAUGGGAAUAUUAUUUAAUUGUCUUCUUUAUGUGUUGUAUAUAUUUGUUCCUGUUCUGUUAACUUUAUAUAAAGGUCUGUUAGUUCUUUUUAAACAUUUCCCUGCUUUAAUCUCAUACACAUGAAAUAAUAUUUACCUCACUUUUUUGUAGAUGCUAUGGCUAGCACUGUACUCUCUUUUUUUUCUUUUGCUCUUUCAUCUUCUCUUUCUUUAUAUUCCUCUUCCUUUUCAUAUUAUUACUACUCAGGCUGGCAUUUGCUAUUAGGAUGCCAAAGUUUCUUUAUAGGCACAUUUCGUUAAUACUUGUUACAAGUAUGAUCAAUAUUGUUGAUGUUUUUUUUUCACUGCACUUAAAGGGGAAUUGGUUACAUUACAUAAUAUCAUACCAUUAAAGAAAUAACUAUAUAGAAAAUUAGAAAUAAAGCCUUCACAGUUAUAAAUGAGAAGAUAGAGUAUAAAUUUUAAAAAGAGGUAGAGCAAUAGUACUUAAUAUAUAAGCUCAGUAGGAGCAAUAGUAGAAAUGACAAAAUGUGAGACACCAUAGACAUGGCAAUAAAGAACAUAUGUAAUCUUCAAAACUGCAUGAUAGAGGAUGAAAAUGUAAUUGAAGAGUAGACACUUCUAAUGAGUUAUGGAAUGCAAAAGUAAUAAACAGUUCUUCUGAGAAGGCUUUUUGAGGUAACAGAAAGUAGAACAUGUUAGGGACCUAUCUAGGAAGAGACAGAAUAGUAGGAUGUAAUCUCGAUAGAGUAUUUCAUGUGAUAUAGUCUCAUAGAAAGAUUAAUGAAUUAGAUGUCAAAUAAGAAGAGUAACAUAAUAGGGAAGUAAUGAGUUAUAAGACUAGACUUACAAAGGGGAUUUAAUGACAAAAGUAAUGGUUAUUGAAUUAAAUGUGAUUUGCUGCGGUCAGACAUGAUUUGUAGACAAUUCUCUGUUAUAAGGAGGAGACACUGUGACAAAUGCUCGAAGUUGAAUAAAAAAGGUGACUUGAAAUGGGUGUGUGGCAGCUCAUUUAAUAUUUCAUUGAACUUUUAUGAAAAAUUAUGAUUUUGUUUAAUACACAGUAUUCAUCA